AAAUCUUUAAAACGUUAAAGAUUGGGGCAGUUGUACUCACUUAAUUGUCUCGAUAAUAUAGCUUUGGUGUUUAUCUGGUGGGUGAAUGUAGUUUGGAGUGUGAAAUGGUUCUCACUGUCUAAAAAAGGAGUGGAUUUAGUGAUCCUUUAAUUGGAUUAGGACAGGUCUUUCCGUCUCUUUAAAGUCAUUCCGUUUGCAGACACACACAUAGUCAGCUGUUUACGUUUUCCACUUUCCUCGUGUUUGUUUUAAUAGAGAGGUUAAGAAAGUUAACUAACAAGUUUCAGAAUGACUUUGUUCAUUCUGCUUACUUUCAUUUGGUGGGCAAAUACAGGUCAUGUCCAUGGAAGCCAUUCAGCCAACAUCACUGCAAUCCUGGACCGACUGCUGGACGGCUACGACAACAGACUGCGUCCCGGCUCUGGCGGAGGGAUAACUGAGGUGAAGACGGACUUCUUCGUCACCAGCUUCGGACCGGUUUCAGAUGUUGAGAUGGAUUUCACCAUGGACAUGUUCUUCCGGCAAAUGUGGGUGGACGAGAGGCUGAAGUUCGAAGGGCCAACCGAAAUCCUGCGUCUUAACAACCGAAUGGUGGACAAGAUUUGGACCCCAGACACUUUCUUCCGCAACUCCAAGAAAUCCCUGGCCCACAACAUGACAACCCCUAAUAAAAUGUUCCGCAUCAUGCAGAAUGGAACUGUGCUCUACACCAUGAAGCUGACUGUCAUCGGAGACUGUCCGAUGCAGCUCAUGGACUUCCCAAUGGACGGCCACACCUGUCCUCUCCGGUUCGGGAGCUAUGCCUACACCAACCGUGAGAUCGUGUUCACCUGGAGGAAGGGCCCCAUCGACUCAGUGGACUGUCCCAAGGAGUCCAUGAGCCUGCUGCAGUACGACCUGGUGGGCCAGUCGCUGUCCAGCACUAUCUUCAAGUCCAACACCGGUCACUACUCGGUGAUGGUCGUCCACUUCCUCCUCCAGAGGAAGCUGGGCUACUACCUGAUCCAGACCUACAUCCCCCUCAUCAUGGUGGUGGUGCUGUCGCAGGUGUCCUUCUGGAUCAACAAGGAGUCUGUUCCAGCCCGCACCGUCGCUGGCAUCACCACCGUCCUCACCAUGACAACGCUGAGCAUCAGCGCCCGCCAGUCGCUGCCCAAGGUGGCCUACGCCACCGCCAUGGACUGGUUCAUCGCCGUGUGCUUCGCCUUCGUGGCGUCCGCGCUCAUCGAGUUUGCGGCGGUCAACUACUUCGCCACGCUGCAGGCGCACCGUCUGAAGAAGCAGAAGGCCAAGCUGCACGAGAUGGAGAUGAUCGCCGAGGAGGACGAGGACGAGGCUUUGCCGGACGGCUUCCCCCGGGGGACCCUGAAGAGGAGGAACCACUCCAUGGCCCCCAGUGAGGGGAACACCGUGCCCAUCUUCCUCCAGCAGGGCUCCGCAGUGCCGGCCAACCCCCAGCUGGCCGGGACCAGCCCCAUCGACCAGUACUCCCGCGUCCUCUUCCCCCUCACCUUCGCCCUGUUCAACAUCGUCUACUGGUCCAUGUACCUGUCCAAGGACACCAUGGAGAAGCCCAGAGACAUGAAUUCACCGUCCUCUUAGACGAAGAGCACCCCAUGGGCAUGUGACGGUGGAGGGACGGCGUCUGUUCCAUCGCCAUCGCUCUUUCUCUCCAUCGCUCUUUCUCUCCAUCGCUCUUUCUCUCCAUCGCUCUCGCUUUUUCUCUCUCUGUGACUUUCUGUCUUUCUCCCUCUUUCCUUCCCUCUCUCCCUCUCUCCCUCUCCCCCUUUUCUCUUUCUCCCUCUCUCCCUUCUCCCUUUUCCCUCUCCCUCUCUCCCUCUCUCCCUCUCUCCCUUCUCCCUUUUCCCUCUCUCCCUCUCCCCCUCUCCCCCUCUCCCCCUCUCCCUCUCUCCCUCUCUCCCUUCUCCCUCUCUCCCACUCUGAACAAGCACUUAGCAUUUGUUCUGCACUCAUCCAACAGAGGAAAUGAAUCAGAAAGUAAUUUAUUUCCACAUCUCGUAUCUGUUCACGCCACAGAGUGUGACCACGGCCCGCUUGUGGUCCAAUCAGCGACUAGAAAGCUGAGCGCCAUGAGAGGCUGAUGCCUGGCGUGUAAAUGUAUACGUAUAUAUAUAUAUAUAUAUAAUAUACUUUAGAAGUAGACCUAAAGAGGCCGUCUCACCAUGGGUAGGGUGGCCAACGCACACACACACACUCGCACACACUCGUACACACAAACACACACACGCACGCACACAUGCACGCACGCACACAGAAACGUAUACAUGUGACUAAACUCAAGCGCAAGCCUAGAAAAACCUCAAAAAAGGAGGUGGAUGAUAUAAUCUAUGAUGGCUGGCACUGCUGGUGACGCAACAGUGAACCAAUGCUUUCAGAAGCCUGCCCUCUACAGAGACACAGCUCCCACUACAGCGAGAUCAAAGGCAACUUACAGAAGGCUCGCAUCUCCUUGCGGCUUUUAAAAUAUGUACUCAACCUGAGAGAAGAAGGAACGCUGGGAUGAGGAUGAUGUUGCACAUACCCUGCGCCACCCCGGGUGGGGAGUUCCAGAGCCCGCCUUUGGAAAGCAGUAAAAAGGGUUUUGAAACCUUUCGCCCAAAGGGAAAUGGUUUCCCCAGUUUGUUUGUGGUGUUUUUUUAAUUGUCGUUUUUUUUUUUUUUGUAAAAAAAUCAUUUGUAAAACUUGAAUUUCUAUAUUUCAUGACUUUAAAUAAAACAUAUCCCAACAGUA
Molecule: messenger RNA, 2751 nt
Organism: Gadus macrocephalus (Pacific cod)
Lineage: Eukaryota; Metazoa; Chordata; Actinopteri; Gadiformes; Gadidae
Gene: gabra6a
Product: gamma-aminobutyric acid type A receptor subunit alpha6a
Exons: 10
Coding region: 289-1602 (437 amino acids)
Biological process (GO): regulation of postsynaptic membrane potential; gamma-aminobutyric acid signaling pathway; signal transduction
Cellular component (GO): synapse; neuron projection; dendrite membrane
Molecular function (GO): GABA-A receptor activity; transmitter-gated monoatomic ion channel activity involved in regulation of postsynaptic membrane potential; GABA-gated chloride ion channel activity
Source: RefSeq, a predicted model, not a curated record